Molecule: messenger RNA, 4509 nt
Organism: Saprolegnia parasitica CBS 223.65
Lineage: Eukaryota; Oomycota; Saprolegniomycetes; Saprolegniales; Saprolegniaceae
Exons: 4
Coding region: 1-4509 (1502 amino acids)
Molecular function (GO): protein binding
Source: RefSeq, a predicted model, not a curated record
AUGGAGCUGCCUCUUCUGAAGUCGCAUGCGUGGGAGCUGACGUACGACUGGCACUGGCUUCCAAGCAACCAGUUUGAAGCCAUCGAGAUGCCUUCCACGACGCCAGAUCCAAGCAAGGACGUUCUGCGCCCACCCGCACCCGCAUCGCCCGCUCGCGACUUGCCCCCAUCAUCGCCACUCGCAAAGUCAUCUCCACAAAAGAGGCGAAUACAAGACGACGCGCCCAGCACCCCGCUGCCCGUACCGCUCUCGCAGCUCGAGCACGAGGCGCAGCUACAGACGCAUCGCAGCACCGUGCUCCAAAAGGCCGAUUUGAUCCUGAAGCGAGCUGGUUUGCAGCGCCCACCGCCCGCGUCUGCAGCGCCAACGUCGCCGCCGCCAAGCCCAAAGCUCUACUACUCGCCGAGCAAGUACGGGCCGCGGAUUCUUCCCAAAGCCAACUUGAUGUGGCCCGAGCGCGUCCUCGCACUGAACCGCAUCGUGGGCGUCUCGCAGACGUGCACUGGCGGCGCGUUGUGGUGCCACGCCUCCAAGUCUUUUGUCUACGCCAGCGACGCCACGCUCGUUCUCGCCGAGCGUCGCGAGAACACCUUGGCCAUGUCGUUCUUGCAUGGGCACGCCAGAGACAUUCGCUUCCUUGUGCUAUCUCCGACCAUGCACAUGGCCAUCACGUGCGAAGACGGGCCGUCGCCAGCGCUGCGCCUCUGGUCCAUGGCCACGUCGCGCUGCGUCGCUUGUCUGCGCGGGCACGUGCAUGGUGUUGUGGCGCUGGCUGUCGGCGGCACACGGCUCGUCGUCGUCGGCAAGGACGCGCAGCACCGCACGCAGCUCAUCGUCUACGACGCUGCGAGUGCCACGUCAUCGUCGUCACCGUUAUCGACGCUCCCAGUCGUGGCGAAACAAACGUCGGAUUUCCCCAUUUCCAACUUGCGCUUCUCGCCGUACGACAGCGACCGCCUCGUCUCGUGUGGCCGGGAAAACAUCCGAUUUUGGCGCCUCAAGGCCGGGCACCUGCCGGGCUGCCCCGUCGUCUUGCACGAGUAUGCGCGGGACACGCACUUUACCGACAUUGCGUUCGACGUGCCAGGCACGCCGGGCCUGCCCGUGUACGUCUCGUCGUCGCAUGGCACCAUCUUGGUACUGGAUUACGCGUCCAUGGCGCUCCUCUGCGUCUACAAGCUUCAUGACGCCGCGAUCCACUGCAUCGCAGUGAACGCGGGCUUCUGCGUCUCGGGCGGCGCAGAUGGCUUUCUCCGAGUGUGGCCCUUGGACUUUUCCGACUUUUACCUCGAGGCGAGCCACGAAGCCGCGGUGCUCUCGAUCGACCUUUCGGGCGACGGGCUCCAAGCGCUGGCGACGUGCGCCAACGGCACGAUCGGUGUCCUUGACGUGAGCAGCCACGCAUACAGCAUCGUGCACCGCGCGCACACGGCGCCGAUCUCUGCGAUCGCGCUGAGUCCCCAGAGCGACGCACUCGUGUCUGCUGCGCUCGACCACACGAUUCGCGUCUGGGACCUCCUCACCGGGCUGCAGACGUACGAGUUCAAGACCGAGGCGAGCGUUGGCACGUGCAUCGCGCACCACCCGAGCGCCGCGCGCAUCGCCGUCGGCUUUGCCUCGGGCAUGCUGCGCAUCUUUGACAUUCCGAGCAUGACGAUCCUCGAGACGUACCAACAGCAUAUGGGUCCCGUCCUGGAUGUCCAGUACGGCCUUCAGAGCGUCUACUCGAGUGGCGAGGACCAGCAAGUGUGCUGCUACCAGCACCACUCGUCCACCGUCCUCUCGGUGCCGUGCGAGUACCCUAUCACGAACGGCCGUUUCUGCGUCGACGUGGCCUUGCAGUGCCUCGCGAUAGCAGGCGCCGACAACACGUCGAUCGAGCUCCUCGACCUGUACUCGCUGCGGCGGAAGCGGUCGCUGCAGUACUGCGAUGGCAAAGGCACCCCGAUGCAACUCAAGAUGCUUGGGUUUGUGCACCAUCAGCAACUGCUUGUGCUCGUCGUGGCAUCGCAGCGGCUGCUCCUCAUGGCGCCGUCGACCGGCGACGUUGUCCGUGCGUGGGCUCGAUCGCAGACGGCAGCGUCGGCGACCUCGCCCACAGUGCUCAUGCUGGAGCACCCGCAGCAGCUCCGCUUGACGCAGUCGUUCGCAGGCCAGAGCCACGGUCUCCAGCGCGUGCUUUUCUCACAAGACGGCAAGUGGGUCGUAACCAUCGGCGGUAGCGCCGCACUGCUUCUCUGGCGCUUCCUCGGGUACGAGGACGACUUGCGCGCGACCAACACGGACAGUAUGCUCUCCGAUGAUGCGCUGGCGUCAAUCGACGAAGCCGCUUUGUUUGAAGAGCACCAUAAGAGCGACAAUCAGCUCUUUCACGACGCCAACGAAGACGAGGAUGAGAACGAAGAUGAGGAUGAAGACGGCGGUGUGCCACGACAGCUCGUACCGACGCCGACGCAGCGUCCGACACGGCGCAAGUCCAUCUCGGAGCUGCCACCAAGUCCAAUAGUCCCCUCCGACAUUCCGUGGACGCCACGCAUUGCGCGCGCGCGUGGCUUCAACAUGGACGCCACGUCGCCCGUCGUGUGGUCGGCGGCGCACCAAACGCUCGUCCGGGCGGUUGGCUCCCGCGUUCUCGUCGAGACGCGAUCAACAAGCCGACACGAGUGCAUACAAGCGUCGUCUCGAGUCCUCGGCCUCGCCCUCGCGCCGGCCCAAGACAUGAUCGUGUACUGGGACGCAGCCCCAUCGCUGUCUUUUGUGUCGCUGCAUGACGCCAUGACGAUAACGACGACGACCGUGCAUGCGUCCGUCCGGUCGGUUGCGUUUCAAACCUCGCGUCGCGUCUGGUGCAUUGCUGGCGCCGACCUCGUGCUCGUCGAUGCCGAGGCGAUUGUAGCGUCCCUAGCGUUGAGCGACGUGCCUUGCCAGAUCGCGUGGCUCGGGCAUACGGCCGCGGACGUCGUCACAGCCCACCCGGUUCAGUUUUGGAAGUUGACGACGGGCAACGCCAUCGUUGCGGUGCCAAUCCGCACGGACGUAUCCAUGGGGCUCGUCGCGUCAUUGCACACCCGUCGACACGAUGAUUUGGUGCUGGGUUGGAGCGCCGAGACAAGCAAGCUGCACAUUCUAAACACCGCGACGUCAUCCAUCGUAUGCUCUGCGACGCUCCAGGCGCACCGACGGUCCACGCUGGCCCAUUUGGUUUGGUGCAACGAUACGACUGUGGCCGUCGCUACGGCCGACGCGCCAUACGUAUGGCUCUACCAACUCGCGCUGGCUGCUGACGGCGAGACGCUGGCGCUGGACGCGAUGGAGCGCAACGGUCUCUCGCUGCUCACCAACGUCCCGCCACCCGGUGGCGCACUAAGUAGUCUUCUGCGCGUUGACGCACCCAUCGAGUCGAUGACUUGGCAUGCGGCCUCGGACACUGACGACUACGGCGUCGUCAUCACGAGAACGGGUGCGGUCUGGUCGGUGCAGCCCACCGCGUUUACACGGCAGCUACUCGACCUCACGCUCGCCGCACCAAUCACGCGCCUCGGUGUCCUCCCUUCUGGCGACAUUGGCACGCUCACCGACUCGACUCUGCGGCUCUGGGACUCGAAGACGCUGCGCGAGUGCUGUUACCACGCAACGCUGCCUCCCCUCGCGCCGUCCGCGUUCGCGACCUCGGCCUUUGGCUGCGUCGUGGGCUAUCCCAACGGGCAGCUCCGGGCUCUCUCGAGCGACGGAAGCAGCAGCACCACUUGCCAGCCAUGGGCUCUCGAGACGGCUCGAGCCAAGAACUUUUUGAGACGGUACACGUCCGACGUCGCAAUCGAUAUGCUGUGUUUUCUUCGCAACGCGCCGGUGCUACUGGUCGGCAACUCGCUCGGACAGCUCGUGCUUCUCUCUCUGCCCUCCAUGGCCGUGACGUGGGUGCCAUUACCCUUUGGCGCCCAAGCAGCCUCGACGUUGUCAUCGCAAAACCCAUCGCACAUCGGCGGCCAACUGCUGCACGCUUCGGGUGCCGCCGACGCGAUCGUUGUCGUGUGGGCGUCGCAGGCGCAGAAGAGCCACGUGCACGUGUACACAGGUCACGGCUCAGUCUUGCAGGACGCGUGGAAGCUGCCGCAGGUGCAGCCCGCCCACGCCUGGGCCCUCCUCUCGCCACACGAAGACUCGGUGGUCCUCUAUAGUGCGGUCAGCGGCAUCGAAGCCCGCUGCUUCCAACGCCGCACCGUCUUGUGGCAGUGCGCACUCUCUCCGUGGCCGACAAGCGCGAUUCUGCUGGACGACAUUCUGUUGCUGGCGUCCGCGGGCAUUUUGCACCGCCUCGACCUGCGCGACAUGGCGCUCGCACCGAUCGCUAUGGACGCGGAACUGGCCGCCGCCAUCGAGAACCAGCGCAUUUGCCACAAGAACGGAGCGCUGUACAUUGCCGACGGCAACUGCCUCGUUCGCUUGGAGCUCACUCGACUGGAGCCAGUUCCUAACGAGAGCGAUGACCUGCUGGACGAUGGCGCGUGA